Dreissena polymorpha is the source of this 3256-nucleotide messenger RNA. RefSeq lists its product as uncharacterized. The record is from RefSeq and is a predicted model, not a curated record. Gene Ontology annotation, molecular function: metal ion binding; ubiquitin-protein transferase activity. The transcript is spliced from 17 exons. NCBI's taxonomy places the organism in Eukaryota, Metazoa, Mollusca, Bivalvia, Myida, Dreissenidae. The coding region runs from base 15 to 1784 and encodes 589 amino acids.
ACUUUAAAUAGAAAAUGACGUUGUGUAUACAUGUUGCCAUGUUAACCAUAUCUUGGGAAACCACUAUUGGCAUUUAUAGAUUUGUCAACUUUCGAUUUUGGAAACUUUAUUUUGAAAUGGAACAUCAGGUUUUCAUCAAUAUAAAGGACAUCCAGACGUGUUACAAUACUAUUGUACAAAGACUGAAUUCUCUAAACGAAAAUACGAAAUCAACUUGUACACAAUGUCCAUUGCGUAUUGCUCGAAUAUCCAAAGCUGUUGCGGACUUGGAAACUAGAAUGGGGAAACUCAUUGCAUUAGCAGAUGACACAAAUAUUAAUGAAUCUGAAAUCACACCCCGAUUUGAUGAUAUUAAGGCACAACUAGACGACAUGCAUAUGUUCAUGAAUGUCUCAGACGCCAGCCAUGCAGCUAAAAAUGUCACUCGGAUCAUCAGGCAACAUAAAAAGUAUUAUAUUCCUGGUAGUGAAGUAACUUGGAGAACAUUGGCAGAUAAAUCACAAGAAAGAGCGUUACCUGGAACUGUCCGCUCACGAUUCAUCACUAUGGUUCUGUGUUUGGACAUUUCCGAGAGUAUGUCGAGCAACAAUGGAUGGGGUCAGACCUUGGAGUUUGUUAAUGAUUUCCUUGCCGAACUAAAAGAACUGAAAACAAACGAUGAAAGAUUGUUAGAUGAAUACAUUGCUGUGACAACAUUCGGGCACGAAACAAAGAUACAUAAGGCAUUGACGAAUAACUAUGACGACAUUAAGGAGCACAUACAGGGACUAACUUUAGGCGGACCAAGUCCACUUUAUGGCGGCUUAUUACUCAGUAUGGCGACAGCCCAUAUUGCUAAAAGAAGAUAUGUUCCAAGUGUAAACAGCCUAAAUUUAUCUCCGAGAAUAAUUGUCAUCACUGAUGGCUGUCCUACGGAUACAUUACUACAUGCAGGACCAGACAUUCAGGACGAAAGUAAAGUGGAACAGAACGAUAAUUCUGCUACCGCUCUGCUGUCAACAUUUGUACUGAUAUGUGUAGUGUUUACUGUUCAGAUGCGGAAUAACUCAAUUUUGCAGACCGUGUCUUAUAUAUCAGAAGCUGUUGAAGAAAUUGACAAGAGAGAUUUUGAAUUGUUUUUCAUCGGCGUUGGAAAAUGCAACAAAACUUUCAUACACAAAAUGUCAACGAUAAGCCAGUCAAAGAUGUAUUCGUACAAAGAUGGAAGGAGGCUUGCUCGCUAUGGGUUCUUUGAGUCACAUUUGGCUUCACAUGGACUUCAAUUGAAAUUGUCGUUAAAAACCAGUCUGUCAGUUUGGGAUGAGGACGAUAUACAAUUUAUCCGUGCUGACACACGGAGACGCUGCGAAAGGCCGUACGGGUCAUUGUUUCAGGAGAGUAAUGACGCUAGUCUGCUAUCACUAGGCUCCCGAGUACGUAGGGGACCGGCUUGGAAAGAUGGAUGCAUUGAUAAUAGUGGUCCUGGUACUGUCAUCGGUCAUUUUGAUGGGAAACUUUUGGUCACAUGGGAUUUGAAUGACCACACAAGCAGCUACAGAUACACCAGGGAUUGCUUUGAAGUGCAAGCAGUGGAUGAACCACGGGUACUCAAUCCUUUUGAGAGCAUGGCGACCGGUUGUAAAGUAAAACCAGGUCGAAAUUGCUUAUCACGGGACAUAGGUGACUCAAACAGAGGAAUUGUUCUGAGAGUGGAAACACCACAUGCUACAAUCCGGUGGGAUAAUGGGCAUAUAGGAAAACAUUGUUAUGGUGUGGACACAAAUACGGAAAUCGAGCUUGAGUAAAAACACCUGAUGGAAUAUAAUAGACGGUACCGCCUCGGUUGACAUCAAUUUCAAAUUAAUGGCAUUCUGGAUCGUACAGACUGCACCUUAAUUGGCGAAUGUUUUGUGUUUUGCCAAGAAGAUGCGAAUGUCAUCAAACAUUUGCACCACGCAAUAAAAAGAACAUGGACAAGCAGUUUAUGCUAUGAAUCUAUCGUAUUUUGUGUUAUUGUCAUGUUUAACUGAAUUAAUUAUUACAUGUAUUGUUUGUUCUGAUGAAACAUGUAUAUUAUUUUAUUGUUAUUUGAUGCUGUAACAUGGGAACUUGUUUGUUAUAAAUAUAUAGUAAAUUACAUGGCUACAUAGCUGAUAUCUCAAUUGUAUACACGGUUCCCCGUAAUCAGAAAUAAUUAACACACUGUGCUUUUUUAAUCGGUAUAUUAUUUUCAUCACUUUUAGUAAUGCUUGUUUUGCACUGAACAUGUCAACAACAAUCUUGAAGUCAAACUGAAUGAAUUAGAUGUUGUUGUUUUGUGCCUUAUUGGGUUGAGUUGAGUUGAGACAAUCAGUAGAGUAAGACACCAAAGGCAUUAUUAUAUAAAGAGCUUUUACGCUAUAAUUUUAAUAAUUGUACAUGUAGUGUUGUUUAAUCAUUGUUAAUGGUAUGUUGUCGUUUGAAUAGCAUUGUCUUUUUUACGGACUCUAAUUAGAGAUUCCUCUAGGUUCCAAUACUUCUCAAUAAUUUACAAAUAUAUAGGAAUAGCUCUUAUUUUAUCAUAUGUAUCAAGUGCUGAUGUAAAUGUUUUAGCAAACUUGCAUUGCAAUUGGUGCAUGUAGCCGAUGCUAAUUUAAAUAAGCGAAAACUAUUAGUUUAACCAAACAAAAUUCAAUAGUUUGUAUUAAAAAAACAACACUUCAAUAUUGAACAAUCAGUUAGAGUAGGCGUACAAAUUAGGCAAUGCUUGUUUAAACACUAGCCACCUAAAGGUUUGCUGGCAUUCAAAAUAAUGUUUCAUUCUAAUGGCGUUUAAAAAUCAAUAGAUUCAUAUAAACCGAGCAAAAUGUAAUUGAUAAACGAAUAUAUACGUAUACAAUAGAACGAUUUUUUACUUGUGGAGCAUAGUUUAUUGGAAUUGCGAUGCUGUGAUAAAGCAUUAAUUACAUGCUACAUUAAGAUGUAUACAUAGUGACACAUAGUGCAGUAUUGAUACCGGUUUACCGGUUUAACCGAACACAGUGCUAUUAACUGUCCGUGAAAAGGAUGUUACUUCAUUUAUUGUAUUCGCAUAAGUGGUUGCGUUGUGUUAGUUUCUUGUUUACCUAUUUGUAUUCUUUAGUUUGUUGUUUCGACAAUAAGCAUUUUGUAUAAAUGACCUUUUGAUUUUAUGGAUAGUUAUCUCAUACUGCUUAUUUAUGCAAUUACGUAAACGUUAUUGUUUAUAAAAUGAUUUUUGUUUAUUUUAGAUUUCAUAUAAAUAAAUUAUCAUACAUGA